AUGGCGUCGGGAAGAAGUUCCAAGUUCGACAAAGUUCUUGUUAUUGUGGGCGCAAUUGUAAGCAUAAAUGUGGUUUCAAUAAUAGGAACCUAUUUCUUGGACGUAAAUGAGAAAAAGAAGUAUAAACUUAUCCUGAUUCAAUGCUUACUUGCAACACAAUCGCUCAUGUUUUUCACAGCAAGAUAUUUAUGGUUACGUCUGUGCUCUCCACUUUUCAACUCUGCUUCCGUUCUAAACAGAAUUCUUUUCCUUCUUUUGAUGGUGGUUAUCAUCCUAGCCCAAGGAAGUAUUAUGCUGGGGACAAUAUUUUCUGGCAUUGAGCCGCAUUGGAUUUCUUUGUUGUCUUACAUAUGUUUAGGAUUAUUUAUACUGUUGACAACGGCGACUUUGCUUGCUGAUUUCGUGACGUGUCUGUUUGGAGCGAUUAACAUGCGCUCUGGUUCUCUCGCAUCAAAGUCACGCUAUGCAAGAUUUCACGUUAUCGGUAUCAUCAUAAUUUCAUUUAUGUUGGCGCUGGUAGCACUACAUAAUGGUCUUAAAGAACCGCUGGUGAAGAACAUUAAACUACCUGUUAAAAAUCUCCCUCCAGAAUUAAACGGAUUCACGAUUGUUCAUCUUCCUGACUUGCAUGUUGGGCCCACCGUAGGGAAGACCAUGCUGGAAAAAGUAGUUCGAACUACAAAUCAAUUAAAUCCAGAUGUCAUCGCCCUAACAGGAGAUCUGGUUGAUUCAACUGUGUAUCAGAUUCGACAGGCAGUUAAACCAUUGCUUAAGUUGAAAGCAAGAUAUGGUGUUUAUUUUGUGACAGGUAUAGAUCGAGAACAUACUUUUCAGUUUGAUUUAAAUGCUCUUUUAGUUCAAGUCUUCAAAGCCAAGAGUUCUGCUAGUGCCUAUCUCACAUAAAAUGACUAGGAGUACAGGAUUGUUACUCAUCCAAGAUGGGAAACAGAGGUCUGUUGCAGGUACCUUUCUGGCAAUUUGUCAAGUUUUCCUGGCAACUUGCUGGUAUUCAGUUACACUCUUAAGCUGAAGAGGGUACUGUAGGAGUCUGGUGUUUUUUCCUUAUGGCAAAACACAUUGACCUUGCCAGGGCUCAAAAUAGGACCUUUCAAACCAGAGUCCUUUUUUAUCCUGAAUCUAGGUCACAUCCAUGGAUGUACACAGCAGAGAUUCCCUUUGAUAUUGUCUAAAGAAGGGUACAUGAUGAGAGAGUAAGGACUACCAAUCUGAUGUGCCUUUUAUUUGAUAGGAAACCAUGAGUACUAUACUGGCGAUGUUGAUGGUUGGCUUAAAGAGCUGGAAUAUCUUGGUGUAACACCUUUGCACAACUCUCAUGUUAUGUUGACACAUCCAGAAAAAUCCCAUGCCAAAAUUUGCCUAGUUGGUGUAGAUGACGUAGAAGGUGGAUUUCUAAGGUGGGUUAUAUACUGGCAAUGCAUUCUUAGUGAGCAAUUCUGUGAUUUUUAACUUAGUUGCAAAGUGCCAUGGGCAAGAGGGGUAUGGUGCUCUAGAAAUGAAAUGUAACUGAAUUUUGAAUUGAUUUUUUCAAAUUAGAUCAGGAGAUCAUGGAAGUGACUUAACCAAAGCAAUGAAAGGAGUUGAUAGCAACAUUCCUACAGUUCUCCUUGCUCACAGACCUAAAGUAGCAAAGCUUUCCUUGGAUAAUUACAGCAUUGAUGUUGUCCUCACUGGUCAUACACAUGGAGGGCAGCUAUUCCCAAUACAUCUGUGGCACUUGAUUAGGGAACCAUACUUUGCAGGAUUAUACCAACACAAGUCUGGAUCCUAUGUCUAUGUUUCAAGCGGGGUACACUUCUGGGGCAUGCCAAUGAGGUUAUGGUCACAGGCAGAAAUAACUCAUGUCACUUUAAUUACUACCAGUUAAAUAUUAGCGUUGUCUCUGUUCAGGUAU
Messenger RNA from Pocillopora meandrina, 1912 nucleotides. The record is from the annotation of a GenBank genome assembly. Lineage: Eukaryota; Metazoa; Cnidaria; Anthozoa; Scleractinia; Pocilloporidae.